Messenger RNA from Penicillium odoratum, 792 nucleotides. Its product is annotated as alpha/beta hydrolase. NCBI's taxonomy places the organism in Eukaryota, Fungi, Ascomycota, Eurotiomycetes, Eurotiales, Aspergillaceae. Bases 1 to 792 code for a protein of 263 amino acids. The transcript has 2 exons. The record is from RefSeq and is a predicted model, not a curated record.
AUGCCCAAGCCAGUCAUCGUCAUCGUACCCGGGGCAUGGCACCGUCCUAAGCACUACCAAAAGCUUAUCAACGCACUGGCAGACGUUGGCUACGAGGCAGUCGGUGUAACUCUGCCUUCAGUUGACUCCAGUCCCCCACUCCCCAGUUGGGAUCAAGAUGCUGCAGAAACCCGCCGAGUCAUCAUGGAAUACCUUGACGCAGGCAAGGACGUCAUUCCAAUCGGGCAUUCAUUCGGCGGUGUGGCCAUGUCCGAAGCUGUUAAGGGGUUAGGCAAAGAAGAUCGAGAGAAGACAGGUUUGAAAGGAUCGGUAAUCCGACUGGUCUAUAUGUGCGCUAUGGCAAUGCCGAAGGGACAAACUUUCAUGGGCCAGAUGGUACCAGCUACCCCCGAAGAAGAAGAAAUUGAGAGACAGCGAAAGAGCUUUGAAGCGCAACAAGGCAAGAUGAAAACUACCGAGGAUGGUGCGAUGCUUUUAGACCCAGACACCGUCCGGGGGGUCUUCUAUAAUCGCUGUGAUCCUGACGAAGUGCAGGAAGCUCUCGAUCUCUUGGGGUCAUUUCCUCCUGGUCCUUUAGCUGUACCUGUGACUUACUCGCCUUUUCUUGAAUUUCCAUGCACGUACAUCAAGUGCAAGAAUGAUCGUGCGCUUCCGGUUUCGGUACAAGGACGGAUGAUUGCCCAGGCCGAAGGGGCAAUUGAUGUUGAGGAAUGCGAGGAGGGUCAUUCGCCGUUCAUGAGCAAUACAAGCUUUGUGGUGGAUUGUCUGCGUCGCGCAGCAGGGGAGAUCUAG